Diaporthe batatas is the source of this 2020-nucleotide messenger RNA. RefSeq lists its product as uncharacterized. The record is from RefSeq and is a predicted model, not a curated record. Lineage: Eukaryota; Fungi; Ascomycota; Sordariomycetes; Diaporthales; Diaporthaceae. Bases 189 to 563 code for a protein of 124 amino acids. The transcript has 2 exons.
CCCAUCCAGACCUUCCAGAUGCUGUCUUCCCUGUCUGCCUGUCCGCCUCCCUCGGCUGUCCUUCCAUCAAGUCCUGCACCCUGUCGUCCCGUCUCGUUCGAGCCUCUUUUUUCGCCCCCUCAGCCCCUCUGCCCCUUUGCCUACCGACGAGUGCUACGGCUUGUUUCUCCAGCGGUGGCUGAGUGCUCAUGAUCAUCAGUUACUGGUCGCUGAUCAUAUUCUUGCUGUCCACCGGGCUUCGUUCUUCCCUGAAACGGCCUGCGCUUUGCAAAUACCACGCGUGCCGUCAGUCGGACGAGGCACUUCGAAUGGCACGCACCCAACCACCCUGCCUCAGCACGGCAGCACGGCAGCACGGCAGUGCCCUACACCACCGAGUGCACUUGUUUUUUCCUUUCUUUUUGACUCAGUCUCGGCCAGCCCAGGCGGACUCCGCAACCCGCAGCGGUGUAGGGCGCAGCAUGCAGUUCCAGAGUCCAGAGGCCAGAGUCCAGAGUCGACAGCCAGAUGUGUCCAUGUCAGCUACUGUGCACUGGUGCGGGCGCAUGGUUCUAAUGGUGUAAUUUUCACCCUCACCAGUGGGCAUGACCGACGCCCCCAGCGCGCCAGUGCUGUGCCGCACCGCGCUUCCUUGACGCGAACCAUGCCACAGGAACCACAGGAACCACAGGAAACCCACCCGGCUGGAAUCUUGCCUCCAAGUCCACCCACCCAGGCCACCAAGCUGUGAUGCAUGCCGCCCGUUUCGGCAAGUCGGCUGCGUCACUCGAGCAAGGCCCACAAGCCAUCAGGCCAAUGAUAUCUCGUAGCCCGCCUCAUAGCUUUCCACACCUCAGCCCAUCAACCACGCUAGCAUGGGUCUCGACACUGCAACAAGCCAUCUACAGGCCCUCGUUGAUUCUCUAGACGGCUACUCUUUGACUUUCUCGAAGGGUCUCGGUUUCCAAAUUCGUACGAGUCUCAUUCCGGGGUUCUCUGAGGCCACUCUUCCGGGGAACCUGUGAGACACGGAUAGCCCAGCGGGGCGGCCUGCCUGCCAUCGUCCCAGCCCUGGGUUCUCACGAUGCUAGCCUCACAUGUCUGAUAUCUUACCCCAGAAGGUGUCUUUGGAGAUCUUCAGGGGCAAAGGCUGAGGGCCUAAGUCAUGCAGAAGCACUAUUCGGGUCAGGUUUCGGCACCGGUGCCCUGUUCAACAAGUCUCCCCCAGGCUCAUUCGCUGAUCCGGCUGCGAUCUCGCCAGCAUCCGUGAAGCGCUAUGCUGUCGCCGGCAUGGUUGGCGGCCAUUAUGACGGAGAUGUCUCUGUUUCAAGGGCACAAAGAGAUGUUCUUAGGACCCGGUUUUGACAGGGUCAAGGACGGAGAGGUCUCGGUAGAUGGAAGCCAUGACGACGUCCUCCCCCGUGGCUCUCUCCAAUCCAAAUUUGCUGUGCGGCUGGCAACGAUCCCUGGCGAUGGGUCAAGCAUUGUAAUGUCCCCGGUGAUGAACGUUGGACCCCAUUUCAUUGUAGCGGGCCUGGUUGAGUAAACGCUGUGCCCCGGCGUGAGGUGCGGUCAGAUUCACAUGGAACGGACGACAGUCCACAGUGACAUGCGUAAGCGCAUUUCUCAGGCGGCUCAUGGGCCUACUCGCCUCGAGCUUGGUUUGAUUGCCUCUAGGCCGGUUCAGCGGAGCACUUGGUACUUGCAUAGUGCUUCCCUCGAAUCAUCUAGGAGGUCCUCAGCGGAACGGUCUGCGGGCGGCCCUGGCUUGGUCAGAGAACCGGGACCACCAGGUCUAUACGCCGGCCAAAGGUACAGGCUACGAGGGACUGCAGGCUGCUGUUCUGUCCUGGGUGGGAACAGGCUCUGGCAGUGUGGCCUGGGGGCACAGCGAUAUUGCGAAGUCCGCAGGUGUGAAUUUCUUCUCAGCCGUCAAAGCAAGGUGCAACAACCCCAUGCAUGUUGCGAAUCGAUCGUGGCACAGCGAAGCAACUACACAAUGCAUGGUAACGUGCCAUGCGAUGAUGGACCAUUCUAUCAG